AUGGAACCUGAACAGCCAGAGGAAACUCUCCCCAACACAGAAACCAAUGGUGAAUUUGGUAAAUGUCCUGCAGAAGAUAUGGAAGAGGAACAAGCAUUUAAAAGAUCUAGAAAUGUGGAUGAGAUGUUGGAGCUUUGCAUUCUGCUUCAGAGCAAAAAUGCUGGGACAGUGAUUGGAAAAGGAGGCAAGAAUAUUAAGGCCCUCCAUACAGACUUCAAUGCCAGUGUUUCAGUCCCAGACAGCAGUGGCCCCAAGCACAUAUUGAGUAUCAGUGCUGAUACUGAAAUGAUUGGAGAAAUUCUGAAGAAAAUCAUCCCUACCUUGGAAGAGGGCCUGCAGUUGCCAUCACCCACUGCAACCAGCCAGCUCCCACUUGAAUCUGAUGCUGUGGAAUGCUUAAAUUACCGACACAAUAAAGGAAGCAACUUUGACUGCGAGUUGAGACUGUUGAUUCAUCAGAGUCUGGCAGGAGGAAGUAUUGGGGUCAAAGGUGCUAAAAUCAAAGAACUUCAAGAGAACAUUCAGACAACAAUCAAGUUUUUCCAGGAAUGCUGUCCUCAUCCCACUGACAGGGUUGUCCUUAUUGGAGGAAAGCCUGAUAGGGUUGUAGAGUGCAUAAAGAUCAUCCUUGAUCUUAUAUCUGAGUCUCCCAUCAAAGGACAUGUGCAGCCUUAUGAUCCCAAUUUUUAUAAUGAAACCUAUGAUUACGAUGGUUUUACAAUGAUGUUUGAUGACCGCUGUGGAUGUUCUAUGGGAUUUCCCAUGCAGGAAAGAGGUGGUUUUGACCGAAUGCCUCCUGGUCAAGGUGGGCAUCCAAUGCCUCCAUCUAGAAGAGAUUAUGAUGAUAUGAGCCCUCGUCAAGGACCUCCUCCUCCUCCUCCUCCUGGACAAGGUGGCUGGGGUGGCAGCAGAGCUCAGAAUCUUCCUCUUCCACCACCACAACCACCUAGAGGAGGAGAUCUAAUGGCUUAUGACAGAAGAGGAAGACCUGGAAACCAUUAUGAUAGUUUCAGUGCUGAUGAAACUUGGGAUUCUGCAAUAGAUACAUGGAGCCCAUCACAAUGGCAGAUGGCUUAUGAACCACAGGGUGGCUCUGGAUAUGAUUAUUUCUAUGCAGGGGGUUGUGGCUCAUAUGGUGAUCUUGGUGGACCUAUUAUUACUACAUAAGUAACUAUUCUCAAAGAUUUGGCUGGAUCUAUUAUUGGGACAGGUGGUCAGUGGAUUAAACAAAUCCAUCAUGAGUCGGGCUCAAUCAAAAUUGAUGAACCUUUAGAAGGAUCCGAAGAUCGGAUCAUUACCAUUACAGGAACACAGGACCAGAUACAGAAUGCACAGUAUUUGUUGCAGAACAGUGUGAAGCAGUAUUCUGGAAAGUUUUCUAAGACUAGUGAAGAACUGAAGGAGUCCUGAAUCUUUUUUUUUUUUUUAUCUGCUUCUGUUUAAAAAGCCAACAUUCCUCUGCUUCAUAGGUGUUCUGCAUUUGAGGUGU
Molecule: messenger RNA, 1489 nt
Organism: Choloepus didactylus (southern two-toed sloth)
Lineage: Eukaryota; Metazoa; Chordata; Mammalia; Pilosa; Megalonychidae
Product: heterogeneous nuclear ribonucleoprotein K-like
Biological process (GO): regulation of transcription by RNA polymerase II; regulation of mRNA splicing, via spliceosome
Cellular component (GO): nucleus; cytoplasm
Molecular function (GO): mRNA binding
Source: RefSeq, a predicted model, not a curated record